Molecule: messenger RNA, 3926 nt
Organism: Mytilus californianus (California mussel)
Lineage: Eukaryota; Metazoa; Mollusca; Bivalvia; Mytilida; Mytilidae
Product: protein toll-like
Exons: 2
Coding region: 455-3841 (1128 amino acids)
Biological process (GO): signal transduction
Molecular function (GO): protein binding
Source: RefSeq, a predicted model, not a curated record
UCGUUAGAACGAAUAUUACCUAUAUUUGCUAACUUCUACGUCAUCAGAUGGCGAGUUGUCUUAUUUGCACUCAUACCACUGACAUCUUUUUAUAUCAAUAUUGUUGAAAUUACACACCUGAAUAAGUAGAUCUAAAUUGUAACCAAAUGCUUGACAUGUGGUUAAAAGAUAUAAUCCUAGUAUUAUGUUCAAUAGAAUUAUCAUACUACGGUUUAUUUUCAUUGACAUAUUCACUUAAACGAGUUAAAAAUUUUGAACCUCUUGUUUGAUCGUGAUGUUUAAAUCAAAGACAGUAUUACUAUGUAUACAUGAAGAGGAAGGGAUUUUCCUAUCUUAAACUUCCGGAUUGUAUACUUAUAAACCUUGAAAAGAUUUUUGAAGACGAACGUUAUCAGUUUUCAGGUUACUUCCGUCAAAUAUCGUUGUUCAUUCCGUUGUACGAAGUACGAAGGUCAUGGACAAUAUGAUUAAAGUCAUCUGUAUACUAAUGUCUGUAGUUUCCGAAGUUGAAAGUAAUGUGCAAUGCAAUACAGAGCUUAAACCUUUUAUGUAUCCUCCGCUUUUCAGUUUAAAUUCACAAAAUAUUGAAAGCAUUGGACGACAAAUACAUAUUCUUACACCUACUAAUUGCAGUGUAAAUGUUACGAAUAUCAUUACUCAUUUUGAUUUUCCCACAAAUAACAAACGUAUUGGACUGUUUGGCUUUGUCUGCCACCAUCAUAUCAAAGUGUCCUUUGGUGAUUUACACAGAACAAUGCUUCAGUCGAAUGUAAUAGGAUAUGUCCAGCUAAUGAAAUGCCAGUUUGACGUAGAGGAAAUGGAUUUAUUUCUAAGCAUAACAAACUCACGUGUUUUUACGAUAAAUAUUGGGAACUUUUAUUCUCCUGAACACCAAACCAAAACAACUUCAUGUAAAGGAUUCAAACGAAUUGUUUCAGUCAGUCUAGUUUCCAUACACAAUGAUAUAAUGAGCUCUAUAGAAAACCUGUUUAAUUGUAAUGACGACAAUUUCCAAGUGAAAGAGAUAUUAAUAGGUCAGUGCACGGGACAAAUCAAUCAAACUAUAAUACGUCAAAAGUUUCCACGUCUGCAGACGCUCAGUCUUGUAGAUUGUAACAUAAGUGGAACAUUGGAAUUCCCAUGGGCACAAGACGUGUCUCUUCUUCCCGAUAAUCUUUCUAGAUCAGAUUACAUGCAGGAUCAUUAUAGUAAGUCUUUACAUCUUAGUAUUCCUCCUAACAUCUUUAGAAGACAGCUAACGCUAACAAAUAAUGAGAUAACUGGACAACAACAAGUUAAAAUUUAUGGUUUAUUGCAUUUUGUCAAAAUUUCAAAUAACAAUAUAUCCGAAAUUGACGAAAACCUGUUCAUGAAUGUUUUAGGACUUCAGGUUAUUAUAAUAACCAAUGUUGGGCUACGAUUUAUAGGAAAAUCUACGUUUUCAGGACAAAAUCAGCUGACCUAUCUUGACCUCAGUAAUAAUGAAAUCAAUGAUUUACCAUCGACAGUAUUCAAUCAGUUACCAAGCCUGAAAUAUAUUUGUUUAUCGCACAACAACUUACAAUACUUACGUGAAAAACUUUUUAGUGACCUUGAACAAUUAAUGGAAAUAAAUUUAGAAAACAAUAUGAUAACUGCAAUAACAGAUGGCGUUCUUCCAGUAAACAGUAUAACAUUAAAAACUCUUAUACUUAGUCAUAAUCCAUUGGUUGAGUUCCCGGUCUGUAUUCUGUAUAUAAGAAGUUUAAGAAAAGUUGAACUUAAGUCAACUUACAUAUCAUUCAGAAAUAUGACAGCUAUUCUUGAAAAAGUUGAUACUAGUUCGCUACUUAGAAGUGUAAAUCCAUCAAGCAGCUCGAUUGAAAGUAAUUUUUUAAGGACAACCGAUGAGUGGAGAAUAGUUGAUCUAACCGGAAGUAGAGUUACUGGAUUCUUUAUCGAUGAUGAUAUGUGCUGCCAUGCAAGACGUGUUAUGUUGGUAAUGCUGAAGCAUUUCAAAUUCGAAAUAAAAGAAAACCACUUAACAUGUUUUUCGAAUAUUAUACCUUUUAAUAAAUUAAUGCAAAAUUUCACAGAGAGUGGACAUUGGACAGGAGACGAAUACUUUUUUACUGAUUGGUUCUGUGAAUAUCCGAGGGAAUUCGAAAGGAAAUCAGUUCUCUCAAUUAAAGCAGAGGAUACGUAUUCACAGGUGAAUAUUUCUGAAUGUCCGACUUUGUGUAAGUGCUAUUUCCGGGAAGUAUAUAAUGUGACUAUUGUUAACUGCAGAGGCGUAGGACUAAGUAAACUACCACACACUAUGUCCUCUAGCGACUUGGAUCUGUGGUUAGAGAAUAAUAAUAUAUCGAAAUUAAUUUUCCGAAGUUACUUGAGCAAUGUGCGCCAACUGAUUCUAUCGCACAAUAGAAUAGAAAAUAUUGAUCCCACUAUUUUCCGAAAAUUGGAAAAUUUAAAGAUUUUAAAGCUUGAUAACAAUCUGCUUACUCACAUACCAAAAAGUAUUGAUGUCUUACAGCUCAAUAAACUCUGCCUUAAGAACAACCCCUUUGUUUGUGACUGUCGAACUUUAUGGUUCAAAAAGUGGUUGUUAAGAAAUAUUCUUUUAAUUGACAACUUACGUGAGGUCACUUGUAAUAGUGAGAGCAAGAAUGGACAUCAAAUAAUUCAUGUCCCAGAUUAUAAAUUUACAUGCAAGAAUCCCACUGUGUUUCACAAUUAUGCCAAACCAGUCGCUGCAGCUACAUCAGUGAUAUUAAUUAUCAGCGUGAUUGCAUUUUCAUUAGUAUAUUAUAGAUUUGAAAUCAAAGUUCUUUUAUAUGUCAGUUUUGAAUGGCAUCCUUUUGAUCGCGGGAAACUUGAUCGAAACGAAAUAGUAGAUCUGACAAUUAUACACGCUAUAGACACGACAGAAUUUGUAGACGAGCAGUUGGUGCUACCAUUACAACAGUUAGGUUUUGUUAUUUGUAGUCAAGCAAAUGAUUUUAUUGCUGGAUAUUCUGUGCAUGAAAAUAUCUCCUCGGCAGUAUUUUAUAGCAAGCACGUCCUUCUAAUAUUAUCGGAAAAUAUGAUAUCCGAUUCAGUUUUAUUAGAUUUUACUUUGGCUGAGUGUCAAGAUAAAAUGAAAGUGAAUAGAGCAAAUUUUCUUCUAGUAACAAAUAUCGCUCGAACUUGCAGAGUUGCCAAGUUAAACAAAGAAUUACAAAAAUAUAUAAAGCUUCAUCAGCAUUUAAGAUGUCAGGAAUCACUUUUUCUAAGUAAAAUACGAUAUAUUCUGACUUCGUAUAAAACCAGUGCAAAUCAAGAUAUGAUGGCCGAUUUAAAUCACAGACGGUUACUUCCUAUAGAUGAGACUCUACAUUAUACCAAAAAUCAUGAAUAUGAUUUAUUCUUUUGUUAUUCGAGUGAUGAACGUGAUUUCUGCCAAAACAACUUAAUACCUCGAUUGGAAAAGGAAUCAUACAGAAUUUGUACUCCGGAUAGUCAUUUUCAUCCUGGUGUUUGUAUAUUAACAAAUAUUGGUCUCGCUGUCGAGUCCUCGUCACAUACAAUUUUCGUUACCUCAAACCAUGAUUCAUUUGAUGAACUACAACUAUUUGUGUUUCAAAGGGCAAUAGAGAAAACACGUUUUCAAAAGUAUAACCAUUUGAUAGUUAUAUUAAUUCAGGGAAAUACUAAUCAACCAAGAGAAAAAGAUAUGAUCGAAUAUUUUCAUUCUUUUGUUUACUUAGAGGUCAAGGAUAAACAGUUUUUCUCGAGAUUAAAAACGGCGAUACUUCAACCGAAUAGAAUAGACAUUUCUGAUGUUAAAGUUCGAAAUGCAAUUGAAAUUACUUCUAUAUGAAAACGCAAAAAUAUACAAUAAUAUAAAAUAAACACAUGUUACAUGAAGGAUCGUUGUUGAAUCGUUGUCUCUUUCGAUUUUGCUG